GUGGGGAUGGAAUCAAAUCAACCAAAUGCAAUGGGAUGUGGCGGUAAAGGGAGGUUCAGAAGAAUAUGUGUCUUCUGUGGGAGUAGAUCAGGAAACAACCCCUCCUUCGGUGAAGCAGCUAUCGACCUUGGGAAGCAACUGAAUGGCUACAUGGAAGCAGCUCUUCAUUGCUGCAACAAUAUAUGAUUCCUUUUUCUUUCCACUCUUUGUUCUCAUGUGUUGUUCCUCGCGCUACAAUCUUGUUUGCCGGUGCACUGUCUCCUUUUCAGGUAGAGAGGAAGAUAGACUUGGUUUAUGGUGGAGGAAGCGUAGGGCUGAUGGGUUUGAUAUCCAAGACUGUCCUCGAUGGUGGCUGUCAUGUGCUCGGUGUCAUUCCUACAUCGGUCUUGCCAAGUGAGGUAUCGGGAGAAUCCAUCGGAGAGGUGAAAGUAGUUGCAGACAUGCAUGAGAGGAAGUCAGAAAUGGCCAAGCAUGCCGAUGCCUUUAUUGCCCUGCCAGGUGGCUAUGGAACCAUGGAGGAACUCUUAGAGAUAGUGGCGUGGUAUCAGCUUGGGAUCCAUGACAAGCCAGUGGGGUUGCUGAACGUGGAUGGUUACUACGACAGCUUGCUUGCGCUGUUCGACAAGGGAGUGGAGGAAGGAUUCAUCGAAGGGUCGGCGAGGCACAUUGUGGUCUCAGCAGAGAACGCAGAGGAGCUCAUCAGGAGAAUGGAGGAGAACGAGACAUAGCGCAGAGGAGGCUGCAGGAGUUAGUUAAAUGCAUUCAUUUGCUGAAAUCUAGAAGAACAUUUGCUUGUAGUGUUGCAUCAUAUGGCUGGUUGCUACAUUAUUAUUAGGUGGGUGGACAGGAAGGUCUUAUUUUGUGGGAGACAGGAGCAGAGAGGGUUGCAGGGUAAGGCAGCGAAUGAUGCGUUGUUGUCUCCACCACCCCAUGACAAGCAUUGGAAGUGGACCAGCUCUAAAAAAGUCUGCCAAAGUUGGGCAUA
Musa acuminata AAA Group (dessert banana) is the source of this 985-nucleotide messenger RNA. Its product is annotated as probable cytokinin riboside 5'-monophosphate phosphoribohydrolase LOG4. Bases 183 to 728 code for a protein of 181 amino acids. Gene Ontology annotation, biological process: cytokinin biosynthetic process. NCBI's taxonomy places the organism in Eukaryota, Viridiplantae, Streptophyta, Magnoliopsida, Zingiberales, Musaceae. Gene Ontology annotation, cellular component: cytosol. The transcript has 6 exons. Gene Ontology annotation, molecular function: hydrolase activity, hydrolyzing N-glycosyl compounds. The record is from RefSeq and is a predicted model, not a curated record.